Molecule: messenger RNA, 989 nt
Organism: Cryptococcus amylolentus CBS 6039
Lineage: Eukaryota; Fungi; Basidiomycota; Tremellomycetes; Tremellales; Cryptococcaceae
Exons: 3
Coding region: 222-686 (154 amino acids)
Source: RefSeq, a predicted model, not a curated record
AAUCCGAGUUCAAGGCCCCUCUUUGAGGCGAAGUCCAUAGGAGGGCUUUGGAGGACGAGGAGAUCGCCAUUAUAGGCGUGAAUGGUCCCUCCUAUCGGGGGAGCACAUCAUCCGCAUCCAUACAGCACAUUGCAACUUGCGCUCUGAGUUCUUGAACUAUAAGAUGGUUUACGAGCCUCUGCUACGGACUAGAAGUGGCAGACAGAGCGCUCUUGGACAACAUGAUAUGCAGGCGACAGUCAAGAAGCUCGACAAUGGAAGGAUCAAAACAACUCAAAAGGGACUGGUAUGCGCCCAUCGCCAGUGUGGCUGGCAAAUCGGGGCGAGGGUUCAAAGAUGGUAAACUUCAAAUGAGCGAAGAGGAAUGGGAAGGGUUUAUCUCGAACAAUAAAAGAUACAAAAAGCUUAAAGAGCAGCCCUUCCACCAUUUCGACGCCAUGAAGUACAUCCUUGAUAAUCAUAUCGCUACCGGGAACCUCGCCGGCCCCAUUCACUCUCGACUUUCCAAUCGCUCAGUCUCCCCUGACGCUCCCUCUUCUGUCCCACAUUCGUCUUUCCUCCAGCUCAACAAGGGAGCGUCAGGGGAGGCUGAGCGAUUGGAAAAGGGGGCCGGCGACGUUCUCAAGCGAUAUGAUUCUCGAGGAUGUACUUCAUGGCGUCGAAAUGGUGGAAGGGCUGCUCUUUGAGCUGUUGGUAUCUUUUAUUGGCCAAUAACCUCAGCAGAAUGCCUGAUCGAGUCGCCCAUGUGCAGUGUCCACAACCCCAUGGCAAGUAUUGCCUCCGCCAAGACAUGUUUGCUUCCCAACUGGAUGCCUCUACCUUCCAUGUAAUCUCUGAUGCUCAAGAACUCCUGGAGGCCACCCAGCUCCCAACACUCUGCGGAUCGGUAUGGCUAUCAAAUGGGAGAUGAAAAGUCUCAUGUCAUGCCUUGAGCUCGCCCUUGCAGUAUCCCUCUAAACUCCGCCCUCUCCCGUUUUUCCAAAUGUGUC